AUGACCCAUAAUUCAGCAGAAUAUGAGGCUUUAAUCUUGGGAUUUGAGGCUUCGAUAGCUAGGAAAGUUCAGUCGGUUAUUAUAAAAGGAGAUUCUCAGUUGGUGAUUAACCAAGUGAACAAACAGUAUGUUUGCAUUUAUCCCCACCUACGCAGAUACAGAGAUUUGGUUGGUCGGUUGCUAUCGAAGAUCUCCGAAGUGAUAAUUGAGUUCAUCCCUAGAAAGGAGAAUCAAUUUGCAGAUGAUUUAGCUCAAAAAGGUUGCAAGGGAAUCCUAAAAGAUAUAUGUGCAGAGGUCGGCCCGGAGACAGAAACAGGAACCGACUGGAGGACAGAACUUGUCAUGUAUUUACAAGAUCCAGGAGCAAAUGUACCGAUUGGAAUUUGA
Messenger RNA from Andrographis paniculata, 387 nucleotides. RefSeq lists its product as uncharacterized. Gene Ontology annotation, molecular function: nucleic acid binding; RNA-DNA hybrid ribonuclease activity. The record is from RefSeq and is a predicted model, not a curated record. Bases 1 to 387 code for a protein of 128 amino acids. Lineage: Eukaryota; Viridiplantae; Streptophyta; Magnoliopsida; Lamiales; Acanthaceae. The transcript has a single exon.